CACUGAUCUGCGUAGCUAAGGUCACACAGGCCUAAGCAGCUCAGUCCAUUUCUCAUGUAGUGGGGUGAUUAAGGAUUUCACCCUGACAAAGACACAGGGAAGAGGCUUUUCCUAUUCUUAGUGUGUGAUGGCAGCCGGUGUUGACUAGUUAGAGCUAGUUAGUCCCCUGCAUGACAACCUCACCUAAGGCUUGGAUUCUCCUUUCUCUUUCAUCAAUGUUACAGAUUGAGUGAUAUCCUUUAAUUUCCUCUCGUUCGUCAGGUUAACCUGUGCUCCCCUCUCUUGUCAGUAUGGAUCUGGGCAAAGCCAAGCUGCUAAGGACGGGACUGAACACUCUCCACCAGGCUAUCCACCCUGUCCACGGGUUAGCGUGGACGGAUGGGAAGCAAGUCUGCCUCACCUCUCUCUGCUGCGUCAACGGGGAAGUCAAGUUCGGCGACACCAACGUCAUCGGGCAGUUUGAGCAUGUGCUGGGGCUCUUCUGGGGCCCGCUGUGUUGCUCCGGCUCCGCGGCGCUGCUGGCCGUCCAGCACAAGAAGCACGUGACCGUGUGGCAGCUGCAGCUGAGCUCCCUGGAGCAGAACAAGCUGCUGUGCACCCAGACCUGCGAGAUGAGCGAGCCCUUCCCCCUGCUCUCCCAGGGCUGUGUGUGGCACCCUAAGAUGGACAUUCUGGUGGUGCUGACCAAGAAGGACGCCUCGGUGCUCUUCUCCGUCCGGGUGGACAACCGCCGGGUGAAGGCGGAGAUCCGAGCCAGCGGACUGAUCCACUGUGCCUGCUGGACCCAGGACGGCACGCGCCUGGUGAUCGCUAUAGGCAGCGCCCUGCACUCCUACAUCUGGAACGACAUCCAGAAGAGUCUGGUGCCGUGCUCUUUCUGCCCCGUCUUCGACGUGGCUGGUUACAUCUGCGCCAUCGAGUCCACGGGGGAGGCCCAGGUGGCCGUGGCGACAGAGCUGCCCCUGGACAGGAUCUGUGGGCUGAACGCGGGGAUGGCUUUCGACCUGCCCGCAGAUGGUGAGCACCUGUCAGGGGAGGGCUCUCCCGUGGUCCUGCUGGACGAGGACGGCUGUCUGGACCGGAGGAGGUCCUUUAACUUUGACAGGUCCUGCAUCUCCUCAAACUCGGGUCCCAUGGACCUCACCCACAUCCUGGCCAGACACCGGCGCUCAGACCCCAGCCCCCUCAUCCACCUCCGCCGCAAGGACCACCUGACAGGCUCCGGGCAGGACUCCUCACACCUGAUCCUGGUCACCUACGAACGUAAGGUCACCACCACACGUAAGGUGAGCAUUCCUGGCAUCCUUGUCCCGGACAUCGUGGCCUUUGACCCAAGGGGCGGUACGGUGGCAGUGGCGUCUAACACCUGUAACAUGGUGCUGGUCUACUGCAUCAUGCCCUCGGCCAUGCCCAACGUCCAGCAAAUCUCCCUGCAGAAGAACGAGAGGCCCAAGGGAGUGUGCUUCCUCACUGACAAGAUGCUGCUGAUGAUGGUGGGAAAGCAGAAGUCCAACGACCCAGCCUUCCUCCCCUCCUCCAACACUGACAAGUACCUCCUGAGAAUCACCUACAAGGAGCUUGUGUACGAUGGAGAAGCCCCCAAAGCCUGCUCCCCGAGCCCAGGAAACCCCGAUUCCCCUUUCAUCUUCCACCACGGGAUUAGGAGACACUCGGAGUCCUCCGGCAAGGAGGAGCGAGAGCAUGUGGGGGGGAUAAAGGAGUUGGUGCUGCCUAGCGGGGCUGUAAUCUCGUCUGCGUCACCCAGGAACAGCCGCAGGCUGGUGGAGGAGGUCAGGAGCCCUGAGCCCAGCCCCUUCGCCAGCUCCACGGACUUCUCCGACCGCGCCGCCUCCAGUGCCUCCUCCGUCACGGUGGAGAACUUCGACAUGGAUCACGUCCACCGCAUGUCCUCGCUGGCCGUGUCCGGCCAGGCCAGCCGCGAGUCCAGCCGACCCUGCUCCCCGCGCUUCGACCCAGCGGACAAGUUCCACACCGACCCCACCCUUCCCAAGACCACCUGCCUCCCCAAGGAGCGACCGGUGGACCAGCUCAACAACAACAUGGAGAGGAUCUUCACACGGUUUGCCGACAUGCAGCAGUGCCUGGCAGAGAUCAGAGACUUCACCCAGAACGGGAAGAAGGCCCAGGGGGGCUACCCCAACGCUUGCGAGCCCCCCUAUGUCAACGUCACAUGCCAGAAGCAGCUGUCUGAGAACGUGUUUAUAGACGAGAGGAGGCCGGUCCUGCUGUGCGAGGGGAAGCUGUGCCUGCGAGUCCUGCAGGAGCUAUUCAACAUCUCCAUAGUGGAGAUGAUGUAUGGGCCGCUCUGGGUGGUGUUGGUUGCCGACGGGGAAGGCUUUGUGCCGCUGGCGUUCAAGCCCAAGGAAGAGCUCACGGUCCGGAACGGGAAGAGGAAAUCCCCCCUGAGGUCUCCUGGAACUCCCGAGGGGUCUUGUCCGUCCAGUCCCGUCCAGCGCAGCACCAAUAACCACACCUCAGCCUCGAUAUAGACACCUCAGCCUCGAUAUGGACACCUCAGCCUCGAUAUGGACACCUCAGCCUCGAUAUGGACACCUCAGCCUCGAUAUAGACACCUCAGCCUCGAUAUAGACACCUCAGCCUCGAUAUAGACACCUCAGCCUCGAUAUAGACACCUCAGCCUCGAUAUAGACACCUCAGCCUCGAUAUAGACACCUCAGCCUCGAUAUAGACACCUCAGCCUCGAUAUAGACACCUCAGCCUCGAUAUGGACACCUCACCUCAGCCUCGAUAUAGACACCUCAGCCUCGAUAUAGACACCUCAGCCUCGAUAUAGACACCUCAGCCUCGAUAUAGACACCUCAGCCUCGAUAUAGACACCUUAGCCUCUCCUCUGCAGGGCCUCGUCAUAGCACUGAGAACCCAUCAUCAUCCCAUUCUAACACGACUCUCCAACUUCACACACCCAUUUUUUUUUUUUUUCGUUCACCUGAGGAUAUAUAUUUUUUUACUGUUCUGUUUAAGAUGAUAAUUGUGCUUUUGAAAUACCCACCUUUCGAUCAGAAUGUUUACAUGUAUUUCUGAAAGGCAGUAAUGAGAUUACCGUCUGUGAGCAGGUAGGAUGAAUACAGUCAUGUUUUUGCUGCUAUAGCUACACUUUGCAACUCUGAAGGUUGUUUUCUGUGUUAUAUGACUAUUUUAAAUUAAAGUCUUUACAUGUUUAAAAGGCAUAUCAUUUAUAUACUAGAUACUGUUCUAUGCAAGUAGUACUACCAGUAUGAGUGGCUAGGGAGGUGUGCUAAAGUGCCACUAGGGGGUGCAAGAGAUUUAGAAAUCAACCAAUAAUAAACAACUCUGGUGCAGUUUACAUUAUGUC
Molecule: messenger RNA, 3355 nt
Organism: Osmerus eperlanus (European smelt)
Lineage: Eukaryota; Metazoa; Chordata; Actinopteri; Osmeriformes; Osmeridae
Gene: wdcp
Product: WD repeat and coiled coil containing
Exons: 3
Coding region: 291-2510 (739 amino acids)
Molecular function (GO): kinase binding
Source: RefSeq, a predicted model, not a curated record